AUGGGAUUUUUCUGGGCUGGGGAUCAAGAGGAUCCCAGUCCCCACUGUGUCCUGUGCUAUGAUAUCUUGUCCAACGAGGCGAUGAAGCCUGCCAAACUGAAACGCCACUUCGAGUCAAAGCACAAGGACUGCAUCGACAAACCCUUAUCGUUUUUUGAGCGAAAGUGUGAAGAGCUUCAAUGUCACAUGAAAAAGGACAAGAAGCAAUUCUUUGUGCCCGGGGAAAAUGCCAAGGCCACAGAAGCCUCAUUUUUGGUCUCUGAGCUCAUAGCCAAAACGGGCCACCCUUACUCUAUUGGUCAAACACUAAUCAAACCAUCAGCGAAAUUAAUGAAUAGCGUAAUGCUGGGAGAGAAAGAAUGCGACGCCAUAGAAAAGGUUCCCCUCUCCGCUGACACUGUCCAGCGGCGCAUAGCAGUCAUGGCAGAAGAUGUGGAGAAACAGCUGAUUACACGAGUGCGCCAGAGUCCACUUUUUUCUCUACAAUUGGAUGAGUCCACGGACAUUGGCAACGAGGCGAAUCUGUUGUGUUACAUCAGAUACAUCUGUGAUGGGGCUGUACACGACGACUUCCUUUUUUGUGAAUCCCUGCAAACCAACACCACCGGAGAGGCGAUUUUUGAUUGUUUGAACGCCUUCGUUUGCAAGAAUGGCCUGGACUGGAAGAAGUGUGUCGGUAUUUGCACCGACGGUGCAACUGCGAUGACCGCAAAGCACAAAGGCCUGGCUGUGCGCGUACGCGCAGUAGCUCCAUUCGCAGCAGCAUCGCACUGCUGCAUUCACCGGGAACAACUGGCAGUGAAGAAAAUGCCUCAGUGUCUUAGAUCUGUCCUGGACGAGGCGGUCAAAAUCAUCAAUGGAAUAAAAGGCAAGGCACUGAAUACGCGCAUUUUUAAAGUUUUAUGCGAGGAGAUGGGGAGCGACCACACGAAACUCCUGUUCCAUACGGAGGUACGUUGGUUGUCCCGUGGAAAAGUUUUAACGCGUCUUUUUGAGCUGCGUGAGGAAGUGAGGUUGUUCAUGCACCAGAACGAGGAGCUCUACAACCAAAUGCAUGAGUUUCAAUGGCUGGCGAAGUUGGCAUACCUUGCUGACAUUUUCAGCUUCCUCAACACAUUGAACCUGGCGCUUCAAGGCGCAGCCGUCACCAUCUUCACUGUGCAGGACAAGAUCAAAGCUGCGCGCACGAAACUGCAGUUGUGGUGCACACGCCUGGAUCGAUCGGAGUUCGACAACUUUCCAACUUUGGCGGACUUCAUACUUACAGCUGAUGAGAUUGUGGACACAGACACCAUCACCGCUUUCAAAGAGCACCUGCGUGGCCUUCACUCGCAAUUGGAACGCUACUUCCCGGAGUUAGAGACGGACUUUGAGUGGAUCAGAAAUCCGUUCGGAGACGAAGCCCACAUCGAACGUAUCGGUUCGGCAUUGGCUGCCAGAGAGCUUGACAGCUUGGUCGACAUUGCCGUGGAUAGCACCCUAAAGAUGGCAUUCAGGCAAAAAACCCUCCCGGAUUUUUGGGUUCAUGUGCAGCCAGAGCAUCCCAAACUCGCCGAGUGCGCUCUGAAAACGCUCAUGCCAUUUGCAUCCACCUACAAGUGCGAGCUCUUCGCCAUCAUGAUCUUUGGGAGCGUGGCCAACAAGGACUAUCUUUUCGCUAUCGUCAUCUUCGGCAGCAUUGGCAACGAGGCCUAUCUCUUCGCCAUCGUCAUCUUCGGUAGCAUUGCCAACGAGGGCUACGUGAACCGGCCGGACGAGGUGGAGGAGUACUGCAUCUUCAACCGCAACCAGAACGCCUGCAACUACGCGGUGGGCAUGGGCACGCUGGCCUUCCUCUCCUGCCUGGCCUUCCUGGCCCUGGACGUCUACUUCCCCCAGAUCAGCAGCGUCAAGGACCGCAAGAAGGCCGUGCUGGCUGACGUCGGCGUCUCCGGUAAGAAAAUCACUUAA
Engraulis encrasicolus (European anchovy) is the source of this 1950-nucleotide messenger RNA. Its product is annotated as zinc finger BED domain-containing protein 5-like. Gene Ontology annotation, cellular component: membrane. Bases 1 to 1950 code for a protein of 649 amino acids. The transcript has 4 exons. The record is from RefSeq and is a predicted model, not a curated record. NCBI's taxonomy places the organism in Eukaryota, Metazoa, Chordata, Actinopteri, Clupeiformes, Engraulidae.